CGUUUACUGCACGGGACAGUUACUUAGCUACAUCUGUAUUGAAGACAAUUUGGGUCGAGGACUGGUUGGGUUGUACACUAGCUUGCCACGAUAACGCAGUAUGCAUCUCUUAUAAUUACAACAUGUUCCUCAAGUCUUGUGAUUUGAACGAGCAUGGAAUACAGCUUCCACAUACCGAGUCGGACAAACUGGUGAAAAUGCAAGGAAUGAUAUUUCACCAAAUAAGGGAAGUAAAAAUGCAGCCUCUCCCGCGCGAAGUUCAGUCUUUGAAUCAGUGUGACUGCAGUUGUACCUCAGAGAGUGCUUGUAGGCCCGGCGAAGGUUUCUACCACAGACUUCCUGCAUCUUGCAAAGAAAUCUGGGAGAAUUCCAGAAUCCGAGUGGAUGGACCCUUUUACAUCCGGGCUGACCCACCUGCCAAGUAUGCCAACGUUUUCUGUCACAUGACUCCAAUACCUGGAUGUGGGGAUGGUGGAUGGACGCUUGUCAUGAAAAUCAACGGGAGUAAG
This is a messenger RNA of Stylophora pistillata, 509 nucleotides long. RefSeq names its product putative skeletal organic matrix protein 5. Lineage: Eukaryota; Metazoa; Cnidaria; Anthozoa; Scleractinia; Pocilloporidae. Gene Ontology annotation, molecular function: oligosaccharide binding. The record is from RefSeq and is a predicted model, not a curated record.